Molecule: messenger RNA, 1785 nt
Organism: Nerophis lumbriciformis (worm pipefish)
Lineage: Eukaryota; Metazoa; Chordata; Actinopteri; Syngnathiformes; Syngnathidae
Source: RefSeq, a predicted model, not a curated record
AUGGAUGCAUUGGGAUUGCACGGCAGUAGAUUUCCCGACGUCAGCUUCAGCGAGCUGCUGGGGGGCAAAAUGGCCGAGUUGGUGCCGUUGAGAAAGCAGUGGUCAGAUGUCGAUCUGUUUGAGGGUGAUAUUUUUGUCAAAGAAGGAAGGAAUGCCCUGAAGGACAAAAGAUACAGAUGGAAGUUUCCAAUACCAUACAUUUUGGGUGAUGAUUUAGAUCUGAACGCCAAGGGUUGCGUACACCAGGCUUUUGAGAUGUAUCGCCUCAAAUCUUGCAUCGACUUCAAGCCUUACGAAGGAGAGAAAACCUUCAUCAAGUUUGAAAAAAGAGGAGGGUGUUUUUCCAGUGUUGGGGACCAGCAGAACGGUCAGAUUCUGUCUUUGGGCUCAGGCUGUGACCACAAGGCGGUGAUCGAACAUGAGCUCCUCCACGCUUUAGGCUUUUACCAUGAGCAGUCUCGCACAGAUAGGGAUGAUUAUGUGGACAUAUGGCUUGAUCAGGUUCAAUCAGGACUUCAACACAAUUUCAACAAAUAUAAUGACGAUUUCAUCACAGACCAAAACACGGCUUACGACUACGAGUCCAUCAUGCAUUACAGACCUUUCUCCUUCAACAAGAAUGAGUCCAUUCCUACCAUUACCACCAAAAUCCCAGAAUUCUACAAUAUCAUUGGCCAGUACCUCGACUUCAGCAAGCAGGAUACCUUGAGGCUCAACAGGAUGUACAAUUGCUCUGGUCCUCUCACCUUGCUGGACCAAUGUGCCUUUGAGUACGCCAGCAUCUGCGGGAUGAUACAAGCGUCUUCUGAUGGUGACAACUGGGUCCACACCAAGAGCACUGUUGGCGCAGAAGAUCAUACUCUCUUGGGGAAAUGCAGAGAUGCUGGAUACUACAUGCAAUUCAGCACCUCAACUGGUAGACCCCAGGAGUCUGCUCUGCUGGAAUCUCGAACCCUCUAUCCAAAGAGGACACUUCAGUGUCUUCAAUUCUUUUAUAAGAUGACCGGAAGCACCAAGGACAGGCUUGUGAUCUGGGUCAAAAUUGAUGAUGGCACAGGCACAGUUCGCAAGAUGAAAAAACUACGCACCUUUUACGCGGAUUCUGAUCACACGUGGAAAAUUGCACAUGUCACCAUAGAAGUAGAUGUGAAAUUCCGUUACGCUUUUCAAGCUGUCCGAGGGAAUCCCUCUACCUCUACAGGAGGUAUCUACAUUGAUGAUAUCAGUCUAACUGAGACACGGUGUCCCAACGCUGUAUGGACGAUCCACAACUUCUCUCAGAUCAUGGAAACAGCCAACAUAUAUACUACCAUUGACAGCCCUCGUUUCUACAGUCCUGAGGGAUACGGUUAUGGUGUGCGUGUCAAGCCCUUGUCAGAAUACACUGACUACACAGGGAACUAUACUGGGCUAUACUUCCAUCUGGUUAGUGGGGAGAACGACGUGGUAAUGCAAUGGCCAGCGGUAAACAGACAGGCUACUCUGGUAGUGAUGGACCAAGACCCUGAUAUUUUGUUGCGGAUGUCCACUGCCCGCAGUCUUACCACGGAUAUGAGAGAAGAAACAGAUGGAACGUUCUUUUGGGACAACCCUACGAAGGUGGGGGAAUAUGACCCAUCCUGUGAUUGCUACAGAGGAGGAUCACGGGGCUGGAGAAAUUUUGUCAAACAUUUUGACCUAAGGCGGCGUAAUUACCUCAAAAAUGAUGAUCUCAUCAUUUUCGUUGACUUCGAGGACAUAACACCAUUGAUCAACACAGAAGUCCCCAUUCAACCAACUAAAUAG